CCGGCAACAACUGCUGGUUACACUGCAGUCUGAAGAAUUUAGCGUGCGACCUGGCAGGGCCGCUUUGCUCCGUCGCAGCUCAUCUGAGCUACCGAUUGGCUCAAGCCCGCCCUCUAUCAACAGUUGCGACUGGCUGGGCCCUGACCUCGCUUAGCUUCCGUCCCUGGCGCAUGAAACUAGCGGUGGGAAGCUACAUGGUGCUGGAGUCAGCCCGGCCCAUCAUCCAGAGCUUUGCAGCCUCGGUCUUUGCUUUCGAGGUCACCUGUGCGAGUGGGUACCGGUCAGGCCUCUCUUUCAACAUCGUGCAGCUUGACAGCCUGGCUCAGUGCUUUGUGGCACAAACCCUGCGUGCGCCUUGCACAUACCGUGUCGCGAAGAACCAACACGACCGGAGAAUUAUAUAUAUCGGAACCUAAGACACAAUGCCGGCCAAUACUGAGGCGAACGGGGCGGAAGUCUCAGACGCACAGUCAGACAAUGAACACGAGUAUAACGGCCACGAUCAUUCUAGAGGCGAAGAAGACGACGACGACAGAAUGGCUGGACACCAAGGCUCGCCAGACCCUGGUAACGAGAACGGGGCCGAGGCCAAGAAGAAAUAUGACCCAAAAGAUCCCCACCGACCACGGCGGAAGAAGGCAAGGCGCGCCUGCUAUGCCUGCCAAAGGGCGCAUCUGACAUGUGGAGACGAGAGGCCGUGCCAGAGGUGCAUCAAGCGUGGGCUUGCCGAUGCCUGCCAGGAUGGCGUCCGGAAAAAGGCCAAGUACCUACAUGAUGCGCCGCCGGAAGCGCUGAGGCCUGUCUUGGGUCCUACUUACAACCCCAGCGCGGCAGCUAAGCCGCAAAAUGGGAGGCACCCAUCGAACGCGACUGACACCAGCUACUACUCUCAACAAAGCGGCACUACACAGUCAUUUCCCAUGUUUACUCCAUCAGCGACGAGCCAGGUCGGAGGUUUACCAGAGAACAUGUCAUUCAACCAGCAGUCGCCAGUGUCUCCUACAUUUCAGAGCACGACAGACGGACACUCCGUGCUGGGAAGUAUGUCGGCACCGCCGCCGCCAGUCUCGGCAGAAGUCUCGAACAAUGGGUUUGGAGUUAGUGCACUCUUCGAUCCCAGCAAUCCCGCAUUGUACAACUUCGACCUUGAGGCAUUGAACUUUGGCAACCAGUACGGAGCCAUGGAGUUUGGUAUUCUGAACCAGAUGUCCAAUGGAGCAGCGGAGACACCGCCCCGCGAAGGGUCCAUGUCUCAACCUGCGAAGACGGACGCCUCCUACGGCCCCAUCUUUAGUAAUGGCGGAGGCUAUAAUAUGUACGACAACAGCUUGGGCGACAACUUCCUCAACCUGGACCAGUCGUUCUCGCAGAACAACCUCCAGCAUGGAUUACCUCACGCAUUUGCGGUUGCAGCUGCUGGCCCUACACCCAACAGCCUGAACAGUCCUGGGACGGACAAUACUGCGAGUCCACAGGCAACACCGACGGGAUUCGGGUUCGAGAAGUCCCCGAAGACCACAGGGUUCCCCUCUGUCGGGAUACACCCGGCGCCACAAGCAGGGCGGUCCAAGCACAAGAACGCAAAUGGCACCAAGGAGAAGAUUAGCACGCAAGCUUUGCUAGGCAAGCGACAGAGAGAUCCGUCGUCUAUCUACGAGACAGUCAAGGAGCCAUAUCCAUACCUGACUGGAUUCCACAACCUCAUCGCACUUGUGCAGCGCAGAUUUUCUGCGAACAAGACGCUGCGCAUUGCGAAGUCCCUGGCAAGCAUCAGACCAUCAUUUAUUGCGACGACGAGGACUCUGAACAGGCAGGAUCUCAUCUUCAUGGAGAAGUGCCUGCAGAGGACCCUGUUUGAGUACGAAGACUUCAUGGGCCACUGCGCUGCACCGACGAUAGUAUGCCGCCGAACAGGCGAGGUCGCCGCCGUGAACAAGGAGUUCAUCGCGCUUACUGGCUGGACGAAGGACGUGCUCCUGGGCAAGGAAGCCAACCGCAACGUGAACCUCGGUGGGGACUCUUCCUCACCCCAGAGUCUUGGCAAUUCGGGAAAAGCCGGGUUGUCCACUCCACGCCUCAAGGGUGCACAGCCAGACACGACGGACACGAAAGGUCUUGCGGCGGCAGGUGGUGCGAACACCGAUGGGGCCUCCUCGGCUCAGCCCGUCUUCAUUGCCGAGUUUAUGGACGAUGACAGCGUGGUGCAGUUCUAUGAGGACUUUGCAUCUCUCGCGUUCGGAGAUAGCCGGGGCCACGUGACGCGAAAGUGCCGCCUGCUCAAGUACAGGACCAAGGAGAUGACCGAAAGCCUGGCAUCGUUUGAGGACAAGGCGUCGCAUCAGCAGCAACAACAUCAGGCAAAGGAUCCACGGGCAAGUAUCCUCAGCAACCGUGUCUCGCGAAUCGAUGGUGAGCACGGCAUCUCGAAGCUGGAAAAGGACGGCAAGAUGGACUGCACAUUCUGCUGGACCAUCAAGCGUGAUGUGUUUGACAUUCCAAUGCUUAUCGUGAUGAAUUUUCUUCCGUGUUAUUAUCGGAACCAGGACCAACUUGCCGUCUAGGCCAGCUUUUGGUCGGGGGUUUUCAAAUGCAGCAGCAGCCUUUCUGCGAAAUGACACACGCAUGCUUGAUUUUGAUUUUGAGUUUUUUGUUCUUCCCUUUCCCCCCAAAGUACAUAUUCAUUAUACCCGCCGAUCGAGCAGCUCGAAUACCGCCAAAUCGUGCAUUUUGCUCUCGGGUUUCGUCUUCGCAUUCUCGGAUUUUGACUUGAGGGACUGGGGUCCUCUCGAGGUUGGGUUUUUCAAUUGGUCUCGUCAGAAUGAGAAGGGGUACUACUGCAUCAGAGGAACAGAAGAUGGGCUGUGGCAAAAAGGGGGCCGGA
Molecule: messenger RNA, 2881 nt
Organism: Microdochium trichocladiopsis
Lineage: Eukaryota; Fungi; Ascomycota; Sordariomycetes; Xylariales; Microdochiaceae
Exons: 3
Coding region: 423-2561 (712 amino acids)
Biological process (GO): cellular response to starvation; regulation of DNA-templated transcription
Cellular component (GO): nucleus
Molecular function (GO): DNA-binding transcription factor activity, RNA polymerase II-specific; zinc ion binding; RNA polymerase II transcription regulatory region sequence-specific DNA binding
Source: RefSeq, a predicted model, not a curated record